AUGGGCAAAAAUAUCGUCGUAUUAUGUGAUGGUACUUGGAAUAGUCCGAAUUCUAAAAGCAACAUUUAUUUAUUAUAUAAAGAAUUACUUGAAAGAGACUAUCAACAACAUGUUUUAUAUAUAGAUGGAAUUGGAGUUGGAGAAAUGGCUUUUGGUUUUAUUAUAGAUGGAGCUAUAGCUUUAAGUCUUGAUGCUAAAAUUAAAAAAGUACGUUUUUUUAUUGGCGGUCGUGGUGCUUACACUGUUAGAUGUAUUGCGGGAAUGAUUCGAAAUUGUGGAAUAUUAAAAAUUAACCAAGACAUUACAUCAGAUCAAAUAGACAAACGUGUUAAUCUAGCUUAUGAAAUUUAUUGUGAUAGAGACGUGAUUUAUCACCCGGAAGGAAGUGGAUCUGAUAACUUUAAAAAGGCAUUUAGUUAUCCUGAUUCUGAAAAACCGAUUAUUAAAUUUCUUGGAUUAUGGGAUACAGUUGGUGCUUAUGGCAUACCCGCCUAUAUAAUUGGGGAAGGGUUUAAAUAUUUGGAGUUUUAUGAUCAAACUAUACCUAAUAUAGUUAAUUUUGCAUGUCAAGCUUUAGCAACACAUGAAAGAAUAUCAUUCUUUGAACCUUGUCGUAUAUUUCCAAAUAGUUCUGGAACAGUAACUAUCAAAGAGACUUGGUUUCCUGGUAUACAUAUAGAAAUAGGAGGAGGAACUGUUUUAAAAUUUGGUGGUAACGAAAGAAUAUCUAAAGCAACUAUUUUAUGGAUGAUAGAAAAUAUUGAACAAAUUGGAGGUUUAUUAAUGCGUGAUAAUAUUGAAACAUAUCUUACGCGUUUCUCACCAGAUUUUGGACCUUCUUGGAAUGUUAAAAAUUUGAUAUUUGAUCACAGCAGUUCCCUCAUGCCAACGUUCAUGCUUAGAGAUAGAGUUAUUCCAUUAGAAUUAGAUUCUAGUCAAAAGUUUUUAAGAAAAGAUCUAAUUUAUAGAGAUAGUAACUGGUUAAUACCAUUUGGUUCUAGGUCUCAUCUAAGUAUUCAUUAUGCUUCAAAUACAUAUGAAAAAUUACGUAAAGUUAUGGAAACGAAAGGAAUUAGACUAUAUAAAAAUGUUAGAUAUGAUAAGGAUGUAAACAGAAAGGCUCAUUUAUAA
Messenger RNA from Rhizophagus irregularis DAOM 181602=DAOM 197198, 1131 nucleotides. RefSeq lists its product as uncharacterized. The record is from RefSeq and is a predicted model, not a curated record. NCBI's taxonomy places the organism in Eukaryota, Fungi, Glomeromycota, Glomeromycetes, Glomerales, Glomeraceae.